Plutella xylostella (diamondback moth) is the source of this 1228-nucleotide messenger RNA. RefSeq names its product nicotinamide riboside kinase 1. The record is from RefSeq and is a predicted model, not a curated record. Gene Ontology annotation, molecular function: ATP binding; kinase activity. NCBI's taxonomy places the organism in Eukaryota, Metazoa, Arthropoda, Insecta, Lepidoptera, Plutellidae.
ACGUUACUUAUGUUUUGAUAUGCUGUUUUAUUUUUUGUUUAUUCCAGCACAAGUUGUAGAAAAACAAGAAGAAAGCUCACUAUCUAUAGAUACUAGAAUACCUACGUACAUAAAAGUAAAGGAUAUCUAUUUACUGAGGACCGUUUAAAAAUUUGAGGAAGUUUUUUUUUGCAUAUAAUAAAUGAACCCAUGGAAUUGAGAGAUGCAUUAUUCGGAUAGUUGGUUCUAGUGGCCAUUCUCAUUUUAUUCUUAGUGUGUUUUGUGUAAACACACUCUUUCUUUGAUAAAGACAGAUUUAGUUACAAGUGCAAACCAUAACCAAAGUGGUUACUCAAAUUUUGUGCCACUUGAGGAUUUUUGUUUAUCGGGGGAUUAAUGUCAUUCACCUUCUACCACAUCCAGCCUCACUUACAAACUACAAGGGUCACUACACCAUGGCGCCUAGUUACAAAGAUAAAUGGUUUGUCAUAGGAAUAUCAGGAGUAACCUGCGGAGGAAAAACCACCUUAGCCUCAAAGUUGACAAAUAUUUUAUGCCCAGUUUAUGUGUUUAACCAGGAUAAGUAUUUCUAUCCUGAUGAUAGUCCCAAGCAUGUGAAAUGUAAGGGUUUAAAAGAACCUCAUAAUAACUAUGAAAUUCUGUCUUCUAUGGAUAUGGGCAGUAUGUAUAGUGAUAUUCUAGAUACAAUGGAGGGGUUUUCGGAUAAGUCUGUGGAUAGAAAUAUUUGUGAUAAGAGUGGGCAGUUGAAGCUUGGAAGUAAGAAAAUACUUAUAGUUGAAGGUUUCACAGUGUUGAACUAUAAGCCUAUACUGGAUCUUUGUGAUGUGAGGUACUACCUAGUACUGGAGUACUCAAUAUGCAUGUUACGUCGCAUUCUGAGGCUCUACUCACCACCCGAUGUGGCCUGCUACUUUGAGCUGUAUGUGUGGCCAGAACACAUGAGGUAUCGGGCAGAGAUUGAGAAAGAUGUAUCGAUUGAAAUCCUAGAUGGAUCAAUGCCAGACAUCUUUGACAGUGUAGUAAAACAACUGAAGAAUUUAGGUUUCAAACCUAGCUAGUGCUAGGAUCUGAGGCAUCACUGCCAUAGUACAAAAUAUACACAUAUCAGUAGAUAUGAUUAGCAAAAAAUUACUAAAUUACUUUGUUACUUGUUUGUAUUUUAGAUACACAAGUUAUUGGACUGAAAAAAAGCUUUUCUUUAAAUAUAAAAUGAAAGUACAUAAAAUAA